Molecule: messenger RNA, 2228 nt
Organism: Ixodes scapularis (black-legged tick)
Lineage: Eukaryota; Metazoa; Arthropoda; Arachnida; Ixodida; Ixodidae
Exons: 1
Coding region: 1266-1988 (240 amino acids)
Source: RefSeq, a predicted model, not a curated record
UUUACAUACCCUCAUCCAUAUGCACAGUAUCUAUCUAUCUAUUUAUUAUUUUUCAUUUCUUUUACAUCGCUCCGGUUAGAAUCAGCUUUAGAUAGCGUCACAUCCAGACGGACCUCAAAAAGUAAAAGGAGGAGGAGAUUAUCACGUGACUAGGUUACGUCACUUCGUUCUACUCCCCCCAAUCCCUUGCACAAACAACCCUUGUUUUCAAUCAUAUUUGACGGCAGAAUCGAACAUUCUUCAUAUUUGACAGCACAAUUGCACAUUGUAGAUGAGUCAACACCAAAAGUAAAAAUAAACAGAUUAAUUGUGUAAAGAUUUUUUUUAUUCCUUCAUAUCCGGGUCAACAGAUUUCGGUGGUUGAGGCAACUGUGGAACCAUUUCUGUAACUUUGCAUGUCGAUAGCAGAUUGUCACCAUUUCCACUGUAAAACACUUCAUCGUAUUGUUCACUGUCAAAACCUCUAAAUGCAUUAGAAAGGUCUUCGAAUUCGCUGUACAAGUCCCCAUAAGCACAAUGGCUUGGGCACCAUUCGUAUUUUUUAUCAUCACUGGUAGCCCUACCGCUGUACACUGAGCAUUGGCGUUCGGACGUUCUGUCCUCGAUUGAGGAUUCACUACCGUAAACACGAUAGUUUGGAUUCACCACACACACUUGCCUGUCUUGAAGACGGUACCCAUGAUUCGUCGUACACUUUUCUCCAUUCGUGAUGUCGACUUGACCACCACCACCACCACCACCACCGCCGCAAAUAUCGUAACCUGGAUUCACCACACAUUUGUCGUUCUCUAUAUCUACGACGUCGUCCAACAUGUCGUCCGUAGAAAUAGAAGUCAUUUGGCUGCGUUGGGUGUUCACCAGGUUUUUCAGAUAGGCUUCCAUGUCCGCAAGAGUACGGUCUUCUUGUGGUAGAGUCAAUUGUAGUGGGUCGUCUUGUAUGCUGCGUUCAAGCUCUAAGAGCUUUUGAAGGGAUUCGUUCAGAGCAACGAGACUCUCGUCAGUAAAUAGAUCACGAGACAUCUUAGAGGUGCGUCUUUGUUGUGGGUGGAGAUGCGUUAUAUAGGAAAUGAGAGUGAGUGGUGGUGGGGAGUGGGAGAGAGUCAAUGUGUACGUUUUUUCAGCCAAUGGAAAGAAUAUUUUUGGAUUUCGCAAAAUUUGAGAGUGUAUAUUGUGAAACACAAUAACAAACUUUCCUUCCUCCGUUUCCUUUCUCCAAUAUUAUUCUAUAUAAAGACUAGAACGCACACCACAUCCAUUAUACUUAAAUGGCGUCGCUGAUCACUCUGGUACAGUACGAGACGAUGGACUUCGAACUGAGUCAAUAUGUCAGAAGAGACAUAGCAUUCUGUAGUGGUUCGCGUGAAAUGCCAGAUGGUAGUUAUUUCCGCUGCUACGACAACUUCAUACCAUACAAGUAUGCCAAAGAAGUAUUUCAUCACAUACAAGACAACCGACGCUGCACGUAUCACCGAUACACAGCUUGGGAUCAAAUCACCUCGAUCUUCGCCGAAAACGCCAAUCUGCCACAUGUUCCAAUCCCCAAGUCUCCACACUCCGAAACUAUACACAAUGCUAUGAAAACUUGUCUUCAAAAUCCUGAAUAUACGCACAUCAUAUUGGAUUCACCGCUCUUUAUAAAAUAUUUACAAGAGCACGUCAUACGACUCGACAUACACCUCAAAGGUCUUCUAGACGACAACAUGCUCAUUGCAAUUCUAAGUAAAUUGCCUCAACUUGUGACUUUGCAUAUUCACUACGGAUCAUUGUUAAGCAGUGCUAUUUUAAAAAUCAUUGCAGAAAUGCAUCCACAACUUCGCCAUCUGUGUAUAUACGAGUACGAAAAUGUCACCGACAGUGCUUUCGAAGAAAUACAACUGGGACUUGUCACUCUGUGUAUCGUUAGCUCUGUAUAUAUUGAUGAAGAUGUUUAUGAAUCUAGACUGAUUAAAAUGCCCAACUUGAUGUGUGCUUCAUGUAAUGUGAAGUAAAAAUAAUAAAACAAUUGUACACAAAGACCGUGUUUUUUUUCUUAUUUAUUUUGAAAAAAAAUAUAUGUUAGUAGUAGGAUUCGAACCCACGUCUUCAAGUGAAGACCAGAGCUUAAGUCUGGCGCCUUAGACCGCUCGGCCAUACUAACAAUAGAAAAAUAUCCUUAUGUAAUUGCGAUAAUAUUUACUCUUUAUCCGUUUCAUCGUCUUUCGUCUUUAUUACAACUUUAUUAAUACUUG